AUGAAAGUUAGUUUCAGUGGAAAUAUUAUUGCCAUCCUCUUGAUGACACAGAGUGUGGGUGCCUCCUUCUUUCGGGAUGUUGCCGGAGACCAGCCUUCAAGAGAAGACAUGAUCGAGAAUGCGCUCUUGGACAAAGCCGUUCCACUGAAGGAAUACAGAGCCAAGCUUAGGGCCAAUGGCAUGGACAUUGCAGACAGUACGCGCCGAAAAUUGAAUGAAAAUAACAACAAUGGCAACAAUGCAAAUGACGCCACUGGAGACGACUGGUAUCUAUAUGGAAACGGAGAUGAUUGGUACAGAUAUGGAAACGGAAAUGAAAAUAAUUACGGCAAUAAUGCUGCCAACGACAACUACGCAAACAAUAACAACAACAACAACAACAAUGCCUAUGGUAACUACAACAACGCCAACAAUGGACAAAACAACAACGGCGAUGAUUACUACGUGAUGUAUGGAAGAAACUUCAACUCAUAUGCUCUGAAGUAUUCUCAGUGUCAACCUGUGCAACGCUUUUCCGCUGAAGCAGUUCAAGCUGGAGAGGCUUCUCCUAUGUUGGUGGAUGACAUUGUCAUCUUGCGUCUAUGCCCAACCAAAUCAUGUUCCACAACCCGAAAAUACGGAUGCAGCUCAAGCUUUGCCGAAUAUGCCGUCGGUCUGACAGAUUAUGUUGAAAUCAUGCUCUACUAUCGUCAAGAUCGCAUGAAUCAAAUGUGUGAUUGGUGCAACAUAUGCUACACCCAACGAAGGCUCGACGAAAAUAACAACAACAACAACAACAAUGGCGAUGACAAUGCAGGAGAUGACUAUUCUUGGAACGGAUACAACCGUUACAACUACGAUCAUGACUGUACCGACUACAAGUCAUAUUGUUACGAUAGUGACACUGGAUAUUCCGUGUGCGAGGCAUACAGCGCCAAUGAUGACAUCAAAACAGCCAAAUAUUUGAGUUGCGUCGGAGUCCAGGAUUCCAACAAUAACAACUACUACACUCGCCCUCGUUGUGAUGGAGAAAAUCAAGUUAUUCACAUGGGUGUUUACUAUGACAACUUCUGUUCCAGCUAUGCCGGUGAUGAAGUAGGCAUUGACGAUCUCAAUCUCGGUCUUCAGAACACAAACUUUGAUGAGUUCUACGAGGAUGUCAAUUGUUUAGACUGUACCAAGGGUGAAGACCCUCCGAACUUCCUUGCGACACACAGCUUGUGUAGCCGUCUCCAUAGUGGAGGAGCAGCAUGUACCGAACGCCUCGAUGACUACUACCUUACUCAAGGAGACAGUUCCGACAGUCAAUCGUGCAAGUACAUCCAGAGUAUGAGAGAUGGAAAUUACGAUAUCAAGGAUGGUCAAAUCUAUCAAGGUUCGAAGGGCUUGACGGUGCCCGAAGUGACCGACGAAGAAAAGAUAUGGCUUGUGGCUUCUGUCAUGGUGAUGGUUCUACUCGGUGCAGCUGCUACGUAUUUGCACAGUUCAAUCACUGAUAUUCAGGUCGAAUCCAUGGCUCACUCGGAACUGUUACCAACCAAGGUCCACAAGAUUCGAAAUCAGAGAAAAAGUCGAAGCAGAAGCCGAGGAAAGAGAUAG
Messenger RNA from Cylindrotheca closterium, 1578 nucleotides. The record is from the annotation of a GenBank genome assembly. NCBI's taxonomy places the organism in Eukaryota, Bacillariophyta, Bacillariophyceae, Bacillariales, Bacillariaceae.